Messenger RNA from Musa acuminata AAA Group (dessert banana), 803 nucleotides. RefSeq lists its product as uncharacterized. The transcript has 5 exons. Bases 49 to 498 code for a protein of 149 amino acids. NCBI's taxonomy places the organism in Eukaryota, Viridiplantae, Streptophyta, Magnoliopsida, Zingiberales, Musaceae. The record is from RefSeq and is a predicted model, not a curated record.
UCUUCCCCUCUCUUCCUCUCGUCUCCUCGCAAACACAACGAAAACGUGAUGGCUUCGACGACGUCGCUUUUCCUUUCCUUCUCUUCUCUCUACAACCGACCCAAAAUUGCGCAACUCCGAACCCUAAUCCCAUCGCUGAGAAAUCCAAGCCUCCGUCCUCCAAGACUGAAGGCGUUCAGCCGAAGAUGGCGCUCCUUGACGAUCUCCGCAGCUCUCCCUCCUCUCGAUCUGACGGAGGAGAACAUCCGGCAGGUCCUAAUUGACGCCAGGUCGGAGUUUGCACAGCUCUUUGACACAUCAGUUGGCAUAACAGGUCAGGUGGAUCUUGCUGAACUGGAUGGUCCUUUUGUGAAGAUUAGACUGAAGGGUCGAUUUUGGCACAUGCGAAACACAGUUUUAGAACGGAUCAGUAAUUAUCUUAAGAAUCGAAUCCCCGAAAUUCUUGAGGUGGAUAUUGAAGAUGAGAAACAGUUAGAUGACAGCCCGGAAAACUUUUGAGUUGAUCGUCGGUGGAGAAACUUAUGAACACCUGGUACAUAAUCAGCUUAACGAGACGCAUGGUGUUCAAGUCCGUGAAUACCAGUAAUAUCCACUUUUAUAUGUCUGAGAUCCACAUCUAUUAACUGAGUAAUCAACUCUUCGACAAGCUGCUCUACAAUGUUAGGACAUCCUCUGUAUUCUCGAUACCCAACUUAUGAUAAAGUUAAAAAUUAGGCCAAUUAUGGUUGUAUAUAAGUUUCUUAUGUAUCGAAUAAUCAAAAAUUGAUUUAACAUAUUAGUACUAGUAGAAGAAUGACAUGACA